AUGAAGGGGUUAAUUUUAUUGCUCCCUUUCUGUCAUGUUGCAUCUCCAGUGCUUCAUUCCAUGAAGUAUUUCUACACAGCAUCAUCUCAGGUCGCAAACUUCCCAGAGUUUGUGGCUGUUGGUUUAGUUGACGGUGCUCAGAUUGUUUACUAUGACAGCAACACACAGAGAGCACAACCCAAACAGGACUGGAUGGUCAACGUGACAGCUGAAGAUCCUCAGUUCUGGGAGAGGGAAACUGAAGCCUUGUUGGGCUCCCAGAAGGCCUACAUAACCAACAUUGAGACUGCAAAGCAGCGCUUCAACCAAACUGGAGGUGUUCACAUUGUCCAGAAAAUGUACGGGUGUGAAUGGGACGAUGAGACUGGAGACGUGAAUGGAUUUGAUCAGCAUGGUUAUGAUGGAGAAGACUUUAUAGUGCUGGACCUGAAGACAAUGACAUGGAUUGCUCCAAUACCACAGGCUGUCUUCACCAAACACAAGUUUGAUGUGAAAAGAGCUGAGUUGGAAAUGUAUAAGAACUACCUCACCCAGAUUUGCGUUGAUUGGCUGAAGAAGUAUUUGGACUAUGGGAGGAGCACUCUGCUGAGAAAAGAGCUUCCCUCGGUGUCUCUCCUCCAGAAGACUCCCUCCUCUCCAGUGACCUGCCACGCUUCAGGUUUCUACCCCAACAAAAUCAUGUUGUUCUGGACGAGAGACGGAGAAGAGUUUUAUGAGGAUGUGGACCACGGAGAGAUCCUCCACAACCACGAUGGAACCUUCCAGAAGAGCGUUGACCUGCACGUUUCAUCAGUCAAACCUGAAGACUGGGGGAGGUACAGCUGUGUGUUUCAGCUCUCUGGUGUCGCGGAGGACAUCGUCACCAAAUUGGACCCAAAAAUGAUCAAGACCAACUGGGAUUCUCCCUCAGAGUUUCCCACUGGUGUUGUUGUUGGAGCUGUUGUCGGCCUGCUGGUCCUGGUGACGAUCUGCAUCACUGGAGUCUUCAUUUGGAGAAAAAGAAACAGGGAGGGUUUUGUUGCGACCGAGUCGUCAAAGCUCUGUAGUGAGCACUUCAAGCCUGAUGAUUUUGACAGGACGGGUCAGAUUGAGCUGCUGCAGUUUGAGAACAACAGCGACCCCAGACAACACUGCUCAUGA
This is a messenger RNA of Myripristis murdjan (pinecone soldierfish), 1140 nucleotides long. Its product is annotated as class I histocompatibility antigen, F10 alpha chain-like. Gene Ontology annotation, cellular component: external side of plasma membrane. Lineage: Eukaryota; Metazoa; Chordata; Actinopteri; Holocentriformes; Holocentridae. Gene Ontology annotation, biological process: immune response. The record is from RefSeq and is a predicted model, not a curated record. The transcript is spliced from 7 exons. Bases 1 to 1140 code for a protein of 379 amino acids.